Messenger RNA from Spizellomyces punctatus DAOM BR117, 1151 nucleotides. RefSeq lists its product as uncharacterized. Lineage: Eukaryota; Fungi; Chytridiomycota; Chytridiomycetes; Spizellomycetales; Spizellomycetaceae. The record is from RefSeq and is a predicted model, not a curated record. The transcript is spliced from 3 exons. Bases 25 to 1056 code for a protein of 343 amino acids.
AAAACGUAAAACGAUCAACGGAACAUGCCCAGCGACGCAGAAAAUCUUCGGUUACGUCGCGAGGCUCGUAGAAAGAAAAUCCUUGUUUCUGGGGAAGAUCGCUUAAGUCGAAUUGUCAAUACCUUUUCUGGUCACCCAACACAACCUUCAUCGACCGAGACGGAAGGAGCGCCCACUGCUUCCGAUGUACAUCCCGCUGACGAGAAUGUACCGACCGCUGCCAAAGAGACGGCGGUACCAAGUGAUGAUUCUGUAAAUGUUGAUACCCCGGUGAAGCCGAUAGAUUCAAGAUUGCGAGAAAGAUUGAAGGCAACAGUUGUCCAAUCGCCAAGUGUAUCUCGUACCCCAGAUAGGAGUACACCUAUCACUCAGCGAGAUGAAUCAGAGACGAGCCCGUUGCUGCCAUUUGGUGACGAUAUGUCCUUAGAAGGGAGCCCUGCAGAUAUCUUUGGAAGAUCUUUUCCAAUUGAUGCAUUCAGAGAAAGGCUGCUGGCGGAAGCGGGAUCCAAAGUGACGGAGCAGGACGAAACCGUGGAGAUGCCGGCUCCAUCCGCAGUUUCCUCGGGAUCGCGUUUGUUACGCAUCAUACGAAUUGUAAGCGUGGUACUACUUGCUCUGUCCAGUCUUUAUAUCCUGGUGGUUGAAUCGGACGAACUGGACGAGUUAGUUGGGGAAGAUGAUAGUUGGGAUCCAGAGCAUACUCGUCCGUGGAAGAACUGGAUGAGAAAACUAGCUGUUUUGGGGUAUAAGCCCAUACAUGAAACCGGCGAGCUAGAGCUUGGAAAUAUGCAUGUGCGGCUUUGGAUGAUCUUCCUGACCACAGAACUUUCAUGGCAAAUAAUAACUUUUGUAUAUCGGCAGCUGAACGCAGACAAAACUCCGCGUGGAGGACUCCUGGAAUUAGCCGCCCAACUCGGCUUUCAGAAUCGGCGGCUAGAGUAUCUUUUGCAGUCCGUGAAUGAUUACCGGGUGAUAUGGGAGUCGUUCAUAGAGGAUCUUUUUGUGUUCAUCUUCAUUGUCGGUAGCAUAAUUGGGGUUGCUCUUUUGCUGAGUUGAGCGUACUACUCCAUGUUUCAAUGAUCCAUCAUGUAUCAUAUCAAGCUUCAACUUUCAGUACCACAACAAUAGAAUGGAUUGCAGUCGGACGCGAA